AUGGGGAAGGUUGUACGUGCCACAACAGCCAGUGACAGUUCGGAAGAAGAAAGAAGAAAAACUGUUCGUAAAGAAGAAAAAGGUCGAACGAAGAAGAAGAAAUGUAAAAGAGACCUUGGAGAACUUCAACGAAAGCUGUUAAAGUCCAAAAGGAGCAAGGAAACCAAGAUCGACGGCAAAUCAGGAAAGGCGCGGAAUUCAAAAAAGGUAGCAAAUAGAAUUCUACCGAGACGCUUAGUAGGCAUAUACAGAAAUGGCGCGGCGGGAAAAACAAUUCGGAGAUCUGAACUAAAGGAAUCUUUAAACGAUAUAAAUAAUGCGCGCCUACAAGGGGAUGUAUAUAAACUUUUAAAUGGCUGUGAUUCAGAAUCAGAGCCUAUUAUAAUUGAAAAUGAUACCAAACAAAUUUUAAAAGAUCCUUUGUUGGAUUCUAAUAUUAAAAAUAUUUUACAACCAACCCCUCUCGGAGAUGAAUACUUAAGUCCUGUUUUGGGUAAAGUGGAUGGGAAAAAACGAUGUUCAAGAAAGGAACCCACGGAAGACCCGAAUCCUUCAACAGUUUUCGAUUUCCUUCAACAGCACUUGGAAAAGAAGAAUUCGAAUAAUGAAAAGUCAGACGAUUUUGCAAUGAAGAAGUAUGAGGAGCUGUGUAAUAUUAUUUCUGCUGAGAACUUCGAGGGACGAAAUUUUCCCGACACCGGAACAGAUCCCCUAACAGCGACAAAGAAAAAAUUGAGAAGCAUGUUCGCAGAAUCGUUCCGUAGCCAAUGUCUGCGCGAUAUGAUAAAACGUGGAACAGUUUUAAACGAAACAGCAACCUGUUCCACUAAAAGCGUUCUUGAACAAGAAGAAUUCUGUUCUUCGAGUUAUGCGCAACAUUUGAACCUUGCAUCAGAAAAGUCUGAAUGUCAACUACAUCACAGAAAAGACAAGAAGGAUAGCUUACCAGAGAAUCAAAAUAUAUUUAUACUUCCAGAGAAAUUUGAUUUAGACGAUAGGAAGAGCGAAAUUCCAACGUCGCACCUGUUAUUUGACCUAUCCUUAUUCAAUGCAUCAAACUCAGAAGUAGAAAAUGUGCCAGAGUUAUCCAGAGCUCCAGAUGCAACUUCGCAUAGUCCUACUUUCCUGCGAAUAAAUCACUUUGACAACCCUCGAUGCGAGGACAGUGGCAGCACGUACUUUGAGGCUGCCGCUUCGUCGCAUGCGAACAAAGUGGAGAAAAAUGAAUCUCCUCUUUUCAUACCAAUGGAAGCACAGCUUCCGAACAAUUUAGUUACCAAGAAACUAAAGCACAAGAAUCAACGGAUGCAAGCGAUGCGUCAGGCGAAGUUUGCCACGAUGAAACACGCGGGAAAAGGAAACUUGAAGGCACCUCAUCAGACUAAGCUAAAGAAUUUGAAACACGUUCCCGCCAUACUGCGGCGAUGUAAUCCCGCCACAAACAGCAAUGAGGUGAACUUAUUCGACGAGUCAAUACAGAUUAAUAGAAAGCCUCAAGACGCCUCAAACGUUCUCUUCGGUUCGCAGUCCUUUCAGACGGAGUUAACAAACAAGAAGCUGGAAACGAGUGCAAUAUUUGACCCUGCAGACGUACAGACCUGUGUGAUGGCGUCACCGAGUCUGCGUAAGGACGAGAUGCGUUUCAAGCCUCAGAUUUUGAACGAGUUCUUGAGCAAGAAGAACACGAAUGCUCCAAUACAAAAGACUAUAAUGUUCACGAAGAAGGAUUCGCGGAACAUAAGCGAUUGCUUGCAUCUAAAUAGUUUAAUUACAACCGAUAAUCCUAACGUCUGCGUGAUGAAGAGAAGCGUCUCCGUAGGUCACGAGAAGUCCAUGAACAUUUGCUCCGCGCACAAAAAUUGUCAGCGACCGUCGGUGAACUAUCAUCGCUGCUCCGAGGGUUCCGAUGGUUCGUAUUACUGCAGCCAAGAGUCGAAUACCUCACAGAUGCAGAAUGCAGAGGUGCAUCAGAAGCCCGUUGUCUGCGAGAAGCUGUUGUUGAGGAGAGUUCCUCAUCCCGGUCAGAAGUGCCUCAACGACGAGCACGUUUGUUACGUGGUGGUUGAUUCGAACAAUCAAGAAUGCUCUAGCGAUGUAUCCUGUCGCAAAGAGAAACUGAGAACCGUACAUGGCAGGAAUUUCUGCCAGGAAGAUGUACCAGACGUUGGUAUACUCAAAGGCGUGCAGAACUUGCAGAUACUGCCCCUGGAGGAGCAGGAUGUGCAAACGAAUUUUACCAACAAUCAGUGUACAAGAAAGGCGGUGGUCCUUGAAGAGCAGCCAGUGAAGUACCUGGCUGUUGAGAACAACAAUAGGACGCAGAAAAUACCUAUAUAUAUGCAAAGCAAUCAACGAGUUACCUCCGUCGAUAAUGUAGAGGUAAUCAAUCCGGGUGUCAAUUACCGUGUUGUCUCGUGUCCCCAGGAAGCACCACAGAAUGUCAUAUUUGUACCCGCGUAUGAACAGAAUAAGGUAUUUGAACAGGAAAAAUUGGCUUCUUCCUUCGAGGAACCUCGCGCGAGAAAAGUGAUCUUGUACCGACCGGAAUUUCAGUCGAAUGUGUGGUGUGUCAAAGAUCCGAACGUGUGCAAGCUUCACGUUCCGAAACAGAAGAUGGCGGAAAUCAGGAACGCUGAGUGCGAGGAAAUCGUGAGGAGCUUGCAAGGGGAUAAGGUGAAACUGACCAGACGCGGUACAGUCAAUUGGGACGACCUGCAUUACCGGUCGAAUCACGAGUAUCAGCACGUGAAUGAUGCCUGCGUGAGAAACCACGCAAUCUUCUACCAGAAAUGA
Messenger RNA from Megachile rotundata (alfalfa leafcutting bee), 2793 nucleotides. RefSeq lists its product as uncharacterized. Lineage: Eukaryota; Metazoa; Arthropoda; Insecta; Hymenoptera; Megachilidae. The record is from RefSeq and is a predicted model, not a curated record.